AUGAAUGAGGAUCAAGAGGAGUCUCCACAAGCUGUGAUUCAAGAAAACCAGACUCCCGUCCAGAGCCGGGGGAAGGGGAUACCUAAGCAAGGACACGAUGGGCCGGCAAAAGACACAAGUCGGACUCCAACAGAGGUGCAAGAAACUUUGAAGCAGGCCGUGGAAGAUCAAGCUCGCCAAAACCCCCAGAUAACGCACAACUCAAUUGAUAGAGCGGCUCUGGGAAAUCAUAAAAAGAGAAACCAAAACACCCCCCUACGGAAGACUACGGAGAUGACUACCACCAUGCACAUGCAGGUCACACCGCCAACUUCAAAUUCGGUUGACCCCCUGCAUGGCAAGCCGAAUAGCAUGCAGUCAGAGCACGUCCUGGGGAGGCCUCCAGAUGACUCGCCAAGUUCCCCAAGCCCAUUGGGGGGUGGAGUGAGUUCAACUGAGGAACAAAUGUGUGAUGUUGACGGAGCUACUCCGUCUGGAAUUAAUUCACGGAGUUGCUCUUUACCCUAUCUUUUUUAUGGAUUUUAA
Linum trigynum is the source of this 525-nucleotide messenger RNA. Lineage: Eukaryota; Viridiplantae; Streptophyta; Magnoliopsida; Malpighiales; Linaceae. The record is from the annotation of a GenBank genome assembly.